AUGAAGCUCACUAUCUUCUUCCCCCUGGCUGCUUUCCUGACAUGGACUGUCGCUGAUUGUCUGGAUGAACCCAGUGCCUGCCUUACUAAAUGUAUCAACGAAGCCGCUGGUGUGGCUGGCUGCAGUGCCACUGAUUACGUGUGCACUUGCCCAAGCACAGCGUUCAAGGACACGCUCGGUGCCUGCAUGAAGGCUUCAUGUACCGCGGAAGACAUAACAGCUGCCGGAGAAUUGCACAAGGAACGUUGUGGGUCGGCGCCUGAGUAA
Molecule: messenger RNA, 267 nt
Organism: Penicillium concentricum
Lineage: Eukaryota; Fungi; Ascomycota; Eurotiomycetes; Eurotiales; Aspergillaceae
Exons: 3
Coding region: 1-267 (88 amino acids)
Source: RefSeq, a predicted model, not a curated record